Messenger RNA from Pipistrellus nathusii (Nathusius's pipistrelle), 1515 nucleotides. The record is from the annotation of a GenBank genome assembly. NCBI's taxonomy places the organism in Eukaryota, Metazoa, Chordata, Mammalia, Chiroptera, Vespertilionidae.
AUGGACGUCCGCCUGUACCCCUCGGCGCCCCCGCUGGGCGCGCGGCCCGGGCCCGAGCCGGCCGGCCUGGCGCCGCUGGACCCCUUCCCCUGCGGCAAGUUUGAUGGUGACAGUGCCUACGUGGGGAUGAGUGACGGAAACCCAGAGCUUCUAUCAACCAGCCAGACCUACAGCAGCCAGAACGAGAGCAACGAGGACUAUGAGAUCCCCCCGAUAACCCCACCCAACCUCCCGGAACCAUCCCUCCUGCACCUGGGGGACCACGAAGCCGGCUACCACUCACUGUGCCACAGCCUCGCACCCAACGGACUGCUCCCGGCCUACUCCUACCAGGCCAUGGACCUGCCGGCCAUCAUGGUGUCCAACAUGCUGGCCCAGGAUAGCCACCUGCUGUCGGGCCAGCUGCCCACGAUCCAGGAGAUGGUCCACUCCGAGGUUGCCGCCUACGACUCGGGCCGGCCAGGGCCCCUGCUGGGCCGCCCCGCGAUGCUGGCCAGCCACAUGAGCGCCCUCAGCCAGUCCCAGCUCAUCUCUCAGAUGGGCCUCCGGAGUGGCAUCGCCCACAGCUCCCCGUCGCCCCCGGGAAGCAAGUCCGCGACCCCCUCUCCCUCCAGCUCGACCCAGGAGGAGGAGCCGGAAGCACACUUCAAGAUGUCGGGGGAGAAGAGACCCUCGGCCGACCCGGGGAAAAAGGCCAAGAACCCCAAGAAGAAGAAGAAGAAGGACCCCAACGAGCCCCAGAAGCCCGUGUCCGCCUAUGCACUCUUCUUCCGGGACACGCAGGCCGCCAUCAAGGGGCAGAACCCCAGCGCCACCUUCGGCGACGUGUCCAAGAUUGUGGCCUCCAUGUGGGACAGCCUGGGGGAGGAGCAGAAGCAGGCCUACAAGAGGAAGACCGAAGCGGCGAAGAAGGAAUAUCUGAAGGCUCUGGCGGCCUACCGGGCCAGCCUGGUCUCCAAGAGCUCCCCGGACCCCGGUGAGGCCAAGAGCGCCCAGGCGAACCCGCCGGCCAAGAUGCUGCCGCCCAAGCAGCCCGUGUACGCCAUGCCGGGCCUGGCCUCCUUCCUGACGCCCGCAGACCUGCAGGCCUUCCGCGGGGGGGCGGCCCCCGCCGGCCUGGCCCGGACGCUGGGCCCCAAGGCGCUGCUGCCCGGCCUCAGCGCCUCCCCGCCGCCCUCCUUCCCGCUCAGCCCCCCGCUGCACCAGCAGCUGCCCCUGCCCCCCCACGCCCAGGGCGCCCUCCUCAGCCCGCCCGUCAGCAUGUCCCCCGCGCCCCAGCCGCCCGUGCUGCCCGCCCCCAUGGCGCUGCAGGUGCAGCUGGCCAUGAGCCCCUCCCCGCCGGGCCCACAGGACUUCCCGCACAUCUCCGAGUUCCCCGGCGGGUCCGGGUCCCGCUCCCCGGGCCCGUCCAACCCCAGGAGCAGCGGCGACUGGGACAGCAGCUUCCCCGGCGGGGAGUGCGGCCUCGGCACCUGUAGCCUGCUCCCCAGGGAUAAGUCUCUCUACCUCACCUAA